Molecule: messenger RNA, 1578 nt
Organism: Pecten maximus
Lineage: Eukaryota; Metazoa; Mollusca; Bivalvia; Pectinida; Pectinidae
Product: peptidase M20 domain-containing protein 2-like
Exons: 7
Coding region: 115-1329 (404 amino acids)
Molecular function (GO): dipeptidase activity
Source: RefSeq, a predicted model, not a curated record
AGCUCGACUAGUCACGACGAUCCUGUCUUUGUUUCUGACCGCCUGGAUCACGUCGCUUCACGUCUCUUCUCGUCAUCAUCAGGUCCUCACGUAAUUUUGAUCGACGACAAGACUAUGGACGUUCAUCAGCUCAAACGUCUCGUCGGCCUUACUAUAGACGAGGCCGCAGAUGAUCUAAACGAACUGAGUCAACAAAUAUGGACUCAUCCUGAAACUGCAGACAAAGAGUUUUUCGCGCAUGACGUGUUGACAAGAUUUUUAGAGGAUCAUGGUUUCAAAAGCGUCGACAAAAAAUAUCUGCUUGAAACAGCAUUUAGAGCCACGUACGGUGACCCAGGUUCUGAGGGAAUACAUGUGGGUUUCCUGUGUGAAUAUGACGCACUUCCGGGGAUAGGACAUGCUUGUGGUCAUAACCUGAUUGCCGAAGUUGGAAUAGCAGCAGGCUUGGCAUUGAAAGCAGUUAUCUCACAAUGCCCAAGUAUUGGCAAAUUGACUGUACUUGGAACUCCAGCGGAGGAGCAGAAUGGCGGCAAGGUGAGAUUGCUGAAAGCCGGAGCAUUUGAAGGCAUUGACAUCGCAAUGAUGGCCCAUCCGUCAAAGUACGAGCUACUCAAACCCAACUACGUCGCCCGAAAAGAAAUCAAUUUCAAGUACACCGGGAGGGAAUCCCACGCGGCAGAAUGGCCCUGGGAGGGGAUCAAUGCUCUAGACGCUGCAGUGCUUUGUUACCAGAGUAUAUCCUGUCUCAGGCAACAGAUGGUGCCAGGCUGGAUGGUUCAUGGCGUUAUUUCGAACGGGGGACACCGCCCAAAUAUUAUCCCUGGAAAUGCGCAAAUCGACUACUUCAUACGUUGUCCUACAACGACCGAACUGAGAGUAUUCGAGGAAAAGGUUCUGAGGUGUGCGGAAGGAGCUGCAAGUGCUACCGGCUGCAAGCUGGAAAUCGUCCAGGGGGAGGAAUACAGAGCCCUGAUGACCAAUGAGACAAUGAUUGACCUUUACGAGAAAAAUGGAAGUUCCCUUGGUAUUGAGUUUGAAAGGAGAGAGAAGAUAACCAAGAAAUUGGGAGGUUCGUCAGAUAUGUCUGAUGUGUCUCACGUCGUUCCUUCGAUCCAUCCCGAGUUUCGGAUAGGGACAGACUUCAACAGUCAUACCCAGGAAUUCACACCUGCCUCAGGCAGCGCCGAGGCACAGAAGAACACGUUGGCCGUGGCCAAAGCCUUGGCUAUGACUGCGAUUGACAUCUUGGUUGAUAAGAACCUAAUGGCCAAAAUUCAGAAAGAUUUCGAGGAUGGCCAAGAACGUGAAAAAAAUACAAGUGCCAUGUGACAUUACAAUGUUACUUCCGGAAUUUUUUCAGGUUUUUGUUUUCGUAAUAUUUGUACUAAUAAAUCUAUAUAGUGACCACAACUCGAAUAUUAUUUUUUUUUAAUCCAACGAUAUUCAAUUUGCUGAAAGAGUAAUGGAAAAGCAAUCAUUUUCAGCGUUAUGAAAGAAAACCCAAUCUCAUUUGUCAAUUGAAUCUGCGUUAUUCGGUAUUUUCUUUAAAUUUGAUUUACAAUAAAAUUUUGAAAAUGC